Messenger RNA from Rhinichthys klamathensis goyatoka, 1877 nucleotides. It is a transcript of the gene eef1db, whose product is annotated as eukaryotic translation elongation factor 1 delta b (guanine nucleotide exchange protein). Gene Ontology annotation, cellular component: cytosol; eukaryotic translation elongation factor 1 complex. Gene Ontology annotation, molecular function: guanyl-nucleotide exchange factor activity; translation elongation factor activity. Gene Ontology annotation, biological process: translational elongation. The record is from RefSeq and is a predicted model, not a curated record. The transcript has 9 exons. Lineage: Eukaryota; Metazoa; Chordata; Actinopteri; Cypriniformes; Leuciscidae. Bases 87 to 1790 code for a protein of 567 amino acids.
UUUAUUGCUUGCCUCUGUCUGGAUGAGAAGAACGAGUUCAGCUACAUACUGUUUUGUUUGGUCGCUUUUCCUGUUUGCUGAAGAAAAUGCGCAACAGAAGCCGCCGAAAUUCUUCUUUGAAUCAGUCGGGAUCUUCCGAACGCCAGGCGAACGGUGCCGAGGGACGGUUGUCCAGCGCGGCUCUCGAGGGUUUGAGAUCGGAGAGUUCGUCGGUCUGGUUCGACCGCGGCGCGUACGAGAGAGCGGAGAGCCUUUACUACGUACGACUCUUGCAGGAGCAAAAUGGCACGACUUCUCCUGCGAGCUUUACCGAUUCGUCACGAAAGCCGGAAACCUGUCGCCAUCGAGGCCAAGAGGCUUGUCAUCAUGUCGUUCAAGACGUGUGGGUCAACAAACCCAACUUUGACCAAGCCGAGAGCAAGUUUGUGGGCCGGUUUCCCAAUCAACCAAGAUCUCUCCAACUGCAACCCAACAGCCAAACGUCCAGCGACGAGGGCUACCAAUCACAAACCCCGACUCCACCCACACCUGCUUCAAAGCCAAUCAACGGCCUUCCUUGCCUGACUCCACCCCCAAUGGGGGUGUGGCUACAGAAACCUCUUUUCGAUAGAGCCGAGGCGUCUUUCUAUCAGAACCUGUACCGCCGCAACUCGACACCGAAAACCAGUAGAGAUGAAUCGAGCUCCAAACGGCGGAAUAACGACGUCGCUACACAAAAAAAGCCUGUGGUUUGCGAUCGCCGGGAUUCUGAUGAUGUAAGAACCAAUCAAGGAGCAGCGAUGUGUUAUUUCUUACAUCCCGACAGCGAGGGGGUGUGGCUUGAUCGUGGUCGCUAUGUGGAGGCGGAGACUCGUUUCUACGAAGGAGCGGCGGCGAAAUCCCUCAAAACAUCUGUAAACCGUUCUAGCCGGAAGAAGAAGAUGACUGCAGCGGACUGUUUGGCGCAGGAGAGGAUCUGGUUCGAUAAGCCGCGUUACGAUGAAGCAGAACGACGGUUUUACGAGCAGAUGAACGGACCUACACAAAACAAACAGGACACCGGAGCCAACAGCAUUCUUCAGGACAUCGCUCGAGCACGAGAAAACAUCCAGAAAUCUCUCGCUGGGCUGAAGACAACCUUGCAGCCGAGUAGAGGCUCCGCCCCUAAAAUAUCAAACCCCUCCCACCGCUCCUCUCCUAGUGGCGGAGGCAGCGCUGCUGAUUACGGGGAGCUCGCAGCACGCAUGAAGAACCUGGAACUGGAGAACCAGAGUCUACACACAGUGGUGGAGGAUCUGCGCUCUGCUCUCGGGAAGAUGGAGAGUCGAGUGUCUGCGCUGGAGAAGCGUUCAUCGGCUCCGACCGUUAACGGGACCGGUCCCCAGAAAGCCCCGUCUGCUCCGCUGAAAGAAGAGGAGGAUGAAGAGGAGGAUGACAUUGACCUGUUCGGCAGCGAUGAAGAGGUGGACGAGGAGGCCGAAAGACUGAAAGAGCAGCGGCUGCAAGAAUACGCCGCGAAAAAGGCCAAAAAACCCGUCCUCAUCGCAAAGUCAUCCAUCCUGUUAGACGUCAAACCUUGGGACGAUGAGACGGACAUGAAGAAGCUGGAGGAGUGUGUGCGGUCGGUGCAAGUGGACGGGCUGCUGUGGGGAGCGUCCAAACUGGUUCCUGUGGGUUACGGCAUCAAGAAACUGCAGAUAAACUGUGUGGUGGAGGACGACAAGGUGGGAACAGACUUCCUAGAGGAGGAGAUCACCAAGUUUGAGGACUACGUUCAGAGUGUGGAUGUUGCGGCGUUCAACAAGAUCUAACACACACACUCACACACACACACAUGUAAACACUCUCACGCUACUGCUGCUGGACGAAUAUCGGUUAAUAAAUGAGUUCGAAAUGUA